AUGCAUCGCCAUCGUCGGCCGCCUCGGCGGCGACGUCCGCGCUCGAUGCUCAACCUCAUCAAGAAGACGGUGACCGAUCGCGUGUCCGACGCCAUCGCGCACGCGUCCGCGCGCCGCGACGUUACCGCGCGCGGCGUCAAACUCUCGAGCACGGGCGCGCUGCACCUCGAGAAAACGUCGGGCGCCGUGAACGCGCUCGCGCUCGUGAUGCGCGGCACGGAAGACCCGCGACUGGUCGGUGCGUCAAGUGAUGGCGCCCUGCGGGCGUGGAGCACGAACACGGGGGCGCUGACGUCGAGGGUGCGGGCGCACGAGGGCGAGGCGCGGGCGUUGGAGACGAGCGGGACGGCGGGCACAGGAAAGAUGCUGUUGAUUAGCGCGGGAGGAAAAGGUGGGGUCGUCGUCGCUCGAGAUGCGAUUUCGGGGACGAUUGAGACGGAGCACACCGGUUUGGAGGGGUUGGACGCCGAGCUCGGGGAGGUUCGGUGCGUCGCGGCGCUGCGAGACGGGCGCGUGGUCGCUGGCGAUGACGAAGGACGGGUCUUCGUGUGGGAACAUAAAGAUACUCUUCCCUGCUGGCGAUGGUCGACCAAGGUAAACGUUGGGGUGGAGAGCCUGAGUCCACGCGGGAGGGGUAAAACACCGAGGACGUCGCCGGAUGCGGUUAACGCAGUUUGCGGAUGGACGCAUCGGCAAUCGGGCGAAGAGUUUGUGGCGACCGGAAACGGACGCGGAUCUCUCCAGCUCUGGCGCAUGCAUCAGUCGAAAGCACUCGCUACGUUCGACGAGGACGAGGGUGGACAUCGUGGGGCUAUUCACGCUGUGUGUGACAACGACGGUGUCAUCAUCACCGCUGGUGCGGAUGGCCGCGUCUUGGCAUGGUACGUGAACGAGAACGGCGAACUUCUUGGUCCACCCGAGGCAAUGGACGUUGGAGCACAUCACACGGGAUCGGUGCUGAGCGUCAUAAACAUAUCGCCGGGAGUUGUGUGCACGGGAGGCACUGAUCAACGCGCGUUGAUUUGGGACGUCAAAUCGCGCGCGAUGAUGUUUGAAUGUCCCAGUACCAAAGCGGGCGCGGUAAUGUCAUUGGCGUUUGACGAUUCCGCCGACGUCUUGUACACAGGCUGCGCGUUGAACCAAAUCUCGCGUUGGGAGUUACCGAUGGGAGAGCGAAUGAGUCCUCGUGAGCACGCGAACGAUCUGCCACUUUUGACACGGAAACUGAGCUACGACAGUUUCGAAUCAUGGGACCAGAACGACGCGCCCGCCGCUCAUCAGAGCUCCGUCUCUCAUGGGAGUGUUGCGGUGGAGACGAAACUCGAUACCUCGAGCGAGUUGACUAGCGCUCAGUCGAUGUUGGUGCGCGUCACCGAGGAGCUCGAUGAGAUGAAAAUGUCUGACAGGAUUCUCUCACAGAAGGUCGCAAGUUUGGAGAACGAGUUACGGGCUGAGCGCGCAUCACUCGCAUCUGCUCGCGAAGAAAUCGAGCAGCUGAGGAGACCGGCUGCGCCAAAAGGAGAGACAUUCGACGCGACUUUGAAAGCAAAGUGCGAGAAGAUGGAAUCGAUCGCUCGCAAGCAAAAGAGCAAGAUUGACGAGUUGAAGUCUACAUUGAAGUUGGCCGUGGACGAGCGACGCGACAAAUGCGAUGAAUUGGAGAAACUUUCGAAGACAGUCGAAGGCUUGCGAAAAGAGCUAGAACUCGCUCGUUCUAGCGCACCUGCAAAGGACGCUACGUCGCUGGACGUAGAAGAAAUGAUGGCUGCCGCCGAGCGAGCUCUGUUGAGCCCACAGCAAGCAAGCGAAGAAGCUCCAUCAGAAAUCAUGCGUGAAUUGCACAGCAUUCGCGAAGAAUUUAUUUCAGCGGAACAGACGAUCUCCAAACUGAACUCGCGUCUGAGUUCUGUCGAAGAAGAGAAAGAAUCCAUCUCUGCGCAACACGCAAGGUUGGUUGACGAGACCAGCAGACACGCGGACAAACUAAGAGCUGUUCAGGCGGAGCUCGACGGCGUCAGGCAAGAAUCCGAUGCCGCGCUGACCGCACUUCGCGAGCAGUUGGAUCAAGCUCAAAACAGAGCCAAUGCUUUAGAGAAAGAGCUCAGCGAUGCGAAGGUCACUCUGAGCGCAAGGGAUGCGGUCGCGGAUGAAAACGCGAAAUCUGUGGAUGUGUUGACGGUGCUCCAAACUGAAAACGCCGCAAAGGACAAGCGCAUCAAGGAACUUGAUGCAAAACACAGUCUAGCGAGGCAAAAGCUCGAGAACGCAGUGACGAAGGGCAAGGGGUUUCAACAAGAGUGUACCGAGCUUAAGAUUAAGCUGCAGAAUGCGCAAGACGAGGCGGAUGGCCAACGCAAAGAACUUGCUGAGCUCAAAUCGCAGCUCAAUGCGGCGCGAACUUUGACGGAUGAGUUUGAAAGCAGGCAGGCUCUCGCAGACGCUGAAGCGGAACGUGUACGAGCUCAGUUAAGCGAAGUGCAAGGCGAGGCUUCGAAGAGCGACGAAACUAUGGCUCAGUUGCACGAAGACUUGAAGCGCGCAGACCAGCGAGUGCGCGAAGCGGAGGAGUCGGUUGCGUCGAGUGCAGAGCGACACCAAGCUGAAUUGAGCGAAUUGAAGCGGAAGUUUGACAGCGCAGUUCAAAAAGGCAAAGGAUUUCAGCAGGAAUGCGCGGAGCUCAAGAAACAGUUGCAAGAACGGGAAGCCACGCAUCAAGAGAAGUGUGACGCGAUCAUGUCUCGGGCGGGGCUCAAUGAAGCUAACGUUCAGAAAUUAGUCGACACCAUGAGCGCUCAGCGCGAAGAACUGGAGCAUCUAAAACAGGACUUUGAGAACACAGAGAAGAUGAGCAGAAGAUUGCAGGAAGAGAACGCUAAGCUCAAAACCACAAUGGAAGAACGCACCGGCGCGAUCGACGCCGCUAGAGCUGAACUCAAGGAGGCGCGGUCCGAAGCACAGCGCGCGAUAAAUGAGCUUAAGUCGUUGGAGUCGCAGCACAAAAGUGAGAUCAUCAAGUCGGCGCAGGACAUUGAGCGUUUGCGCGAGGCAUUGUCGACAAGCGAAGUCGAACGCGGGCACUUGGUAUCACAGAUGAGAUCUACGGAAGAGGCACAAAGUGAGUUGAUGAAAUUGCGCGACUGUAUACAAACGUAUGAAGCGGAGAUGAGUGCCCUGAAAAGUACCGUAGAGACCGCUAAGGCAAAGUUUGCAAAUGCCGUUGCGAAAGGCAAAGGUUACCAAGCUGAGGCGGCGAAGUUACGAGAGGAGCUCGAUCAUGCGAAAGAUACGAACGACCAGGUCGAAGAUCUAUCAUCUAGCCUCGAGAUAGCAAGUAAGAAGGUGAGUGAGAGUGCCAGGAUCAUCGCUGAAAAAGAUGAGAUGAUUGCGCGGCUCAUCGCACAACUGAAACAAUCACAGGCCAGUCAAGGAGAGGACGAACGGGGCAAGAACUGGCUCGAACAACAAGCGAGAGCCACUGCUGAGGCUCAGGCAAGUGCCUUGGCUGAUGAAAACGAGCGGCUGCGACAGGAAGUCGCUGCGGCUUCCGCCGCCGCGCAGGAGGCGUGGGCAGUUGCGUCGAGUCACGGAGUGCGUCCGGGCGAGUCGAGACCAACGAGCGAAAUCGGGUCUCCGGUGCGUGAAGGGUUUCCUUCGCGUGCGCGAUCUCUGUACCAACAUCCGACGUAUCGCGGAGCCAUGUCAAUGAUCUACGAGCGACAAGACUCUAUGGUACCUCGGGAAGACUACGACCAAGUGAAGGAACACUGCGCGAAACUGAAGCGGGAACUGGAAAACGCCAAGGCUGCCGCGAAGGAAGCGGUUCAACAGGUGAUAAAUCGGUUAGAGAUGGAAGUAAUGGCGAAGGUUCACGCCGAGACACUCGCGAAAGCCGCUGAGGCGGAAUGUAAAAGAGCUUGGGCGCACGCAAAGGAUGCGUUGGCGACGGCUAGAGAAAUCCAGAAGAAACAGUUGCCAAUUCCGGUCGAAUCGCUUAGACCGCAGCCACCGCCUGGGACGCGAGCUGCAGCGGCCAUGGAGCGCGACACGUCCGGCGCGCUCAUCAUUCGACAGGAGCAUCUGCUGUCGGUACUCAUCGCUUUACUGGCCUUUGUCAUCGGCGCUGUGUUCACAGGUAGAAAAAUUCGGUAG
Messenger RNA from Ostreococcus tauri, 4149 nucleotides. RefSeq names its product WD40 repeat. The coding region runs from base 1 to 4149 and encodes 1382 amino acids. Lineage: Eukaryota; Viridiplantae; Chlorophyta; Mamiellophyceae; Mamiellales; Bathycoccaceae. Gene Ontology annotation, molecular function: protein binding. The record is from RefSeq and is a predicted model, not a curated record. The transcript has a single exon.